AUGCUUGAAUCUCGUGGAAGAAUUUCGGAAGCAAUCGAGUUUAUUGAAGUAAUUCAAAGGCAGAGGCUUUUUACGGAUAUUGAUAAAAUGAGAUUAAAAAUUAAAUUAAACAAUUUAUAUCGGGCAUGUGGAAGUUCAAAUUCUUCAAUUAAAUGCAUCGAGGAAGAUAUGAAUGAAUGGACGAAUUGGGUUAAUUUAGUCGAUUUAAUAAUUACAAAAGUUUCCUCAAUAGAAGAUCAAUCACAAAGAGUCAGUUCUCUAAACAAACAUAUCGAAAUGUGGGAUGUUUUGAUGAGUGAAUGUUAUGCAAAAGUUUCGCACGCAUCUGAAUUACGAGGUCCAUUGAUGGGCCGUUUACUUUUUAUGGAUAAAAUUAUUAAUUCAAAUAUUUUAACAAAAGAUGAAUUAAUCGAAACAAAACUUGGAAGUCCUUUAAAGGCACUAGAAGAACUUGCAGAUAUCGUUUGUGACAGACCUUUUGGCUUUGCUGAUAUGAAAUUAUUUCUUCAUUUAUUGAAAGACGAAGAAGGGAAACAAUUAUUGGAUCAUAUUUCUUUUAUUGGCAUUUAG
This is a messenger RNA of Meloidogyne enterolobii, 570 nucleotides long. The record is from the annotation of a GenBank genome assembly. NCBI's taxonomy places the organism in Eukaryota, Metazoa, Nematoda, Chromadorea, Rhabditida, Meloidogynidae.